This is a messenger RNA of Portunus trituberculatus (swimming crab), 672 nucleotides long. Its product is annotated as predicted GPI-anchored protein 58. The record is from RefSeq and is a predicted model, not a curated record. The coding region runs from base 1 to 672 and encodes 223 amino acids. The transcript has 3 exons. NCBI's taxonomy places the organism in Eukaryota, Metazoa, Arthropoda, Malacostraca, Decapoda, Portunidae.
AUGGCCACCUGUCCCUGUGCCACGCAGGACUGCCCCUUACUAUGCUGCUGUGGCCGAGGUCAGGGACUUGCGUGUGAGGGUCACUGCCUUGGAGCGACAGUGGGACACAGCGAGCCCUCCGCCCCAGCCAGUGCCUGCCCCUGUCCAGCCAGCGGCCCCGGCCCAGCGCCCCAACCUGCCCACAAGAACCAGCCCCAGAGUGUGCCGGCCAGCCCCCAGCCCCAACCAGUGUCUGCCCCAGAUAACAAGCCCCAGAGUAUGCCGGCCAGUCCCUGGCCCCAACCAGUGACUGCUACUGUCCAGCCUGCCCUAGAUAACAAGCCCCAGAGUGCGCCAGCCAGCCCGCGGCUCCAGCCAGUGUCUGUCCCGGUACAUCCUUCACCCCAGUCUGCCCCUGAUAGCCAGCCCCAGGGUGUGCCGGCUAGUUCUCGGCCCCAGCGAGUCCAGCCACCGGCCCCAGUACAGCCACCGCUCCCGCUGGUCCUGGUGUCCCGUGAUAUACCCCUGUCUGUGCCGGACCGCACGCCUCCGCGGUCUGGGUCCCCCUCUGUACAGGCGGACCUGGUAUUGGAUGACAUGGACACGGAUGAGGAGGAGUGGGUACCCACGGCUACUCAGACACUGGACCGGCUGCAGGCCAAGCUCGCCGCUGUGACCGAGGGGCUCGCUUAG